UCCGGUAACAUCGUGCCAACACACCAGCACUGCCCUCGUCAUUACAUGCCCUCUCAAAACACGCGAGAAGAAUCUGAGAAGACAACGACUGUGCAUGGACUGGAAUGACUGAAAUUGUCUUAGAUUGCCUACAAUCUAUAGUACAUCCUUGAUCCUUUGAUUUUUUUGUGUUUAUCUGUAAGGUCGUGCUGCAAUAGCGCUAGAUAAGCUUUGCGUGGACUGGCGUGUGCAUCUCAAGAGCAGACGAGGACAGAAGUAACCUAUAUUUUCAUUGACAGUAUUUUAGGACCGUUGCUUGGGAUGGCAUUUUUACCAACUCUACAAUGUGGAUAUUAACCAUGUGAAAGAUCUGGCAAAACAAAAUGGGGAUAGCUGAGAGGUCAUGUGUGGCGGUGAGCAGCUGAGGUCAGCUGUGAUCUGGGUCUUCUCGUCUGGUUGAUAGCAUGUACAGGAGGAAUGGGCUCCCUGCCAGCGUCAGCAUCACCUCCCGCCACACACAGGACAGCAGUAGUUCAGAGUCUCUGGAUGGACGGAGCUUGGACUCUGCCAAGAGCUUUGACGCGGUGGUGUUUGACAUGCUCAAAGUGACACCUGAGGAGUUUGCUAGUCAAAUCACUUUGAUGGAUGCUCCUGUGUUCAAAGUGAUACAGCCUGAGGAGCUGGCGAGCUGUGGAUGGAACAAAAAGGAGAAGCACAGCCUUGCACCCAACGUUGUGGCCUUCACACGGAGAUUCAAUCAGGUCAGUUUCUGGGCAGUGAGAGAGAUAUUGACAGCUCAAACACUGAAAAUCCGAGCUGAAAUAUUGGGCCACUUCAUCAAAAUUGCAAAGAAACUCCUGGAACUGAAUAACUUGCACUCCCUGGUGUCUGUGGUUUCUGCCCUUCAGAGUGCACCGAUAUUCAGACUCAGCAAGACCUGGGCGCUGAUUAGUCGAAAAGACAAGGUCACCUUUGAGAAGCUGGACUUCCUGACAUCAAAGGAGGAGAAUUACAACCGUAUGAGAGAGUACAUCAGAUCCCUCAAAAUGGCUCCCUGCAUCCCCUAUCUAGGAAUUUACCUGUUUGAUAUGACCUACAUUGACUCCGCCUACCCAGCCUCUGACAGCAUCAUAGAGACUGAGCAGAGAACCAAUCAGAUGAACAAUCUACUGCGCAUCAUCUCUGACCUUCAGAUGUCCUGUAACUAUGAUCAUUUGGUGAUGUUACCACAUGUGCAGAAGUAUUUGAUGUCAGUGCGCUACAUUGAAGAGCUGCAGAAGUUUGUGGAAGAUGACAAUUACUCUCUGUCAUUGAAGAUUGAACCUGUGAACAGCUCACCUCGACUGGUAUCCUCCAAAGAGGACUUUGGAGGACCCUCAGAAGUGUCAGCAUCAGUGAGGUAUAACCGUCGGCCGACCUGUCCUGAUACAUCAGUGGUUGCACACCUCCCCACCCCACCUCCUGCCCGUCACAGGAAGAGCCACAGUCUGGGGAAUAAUAUGAUGUGCCAGUUUGGUGUGGUGGAGAGUAAAAGUGCGACUUUCCCUGCAAAAGAAAAGGCUCGACACCUGUUGGAUGACAGCUUCUUAGAGUCUCACAGUCCUGUCAGAAACCACACAUAUGAUUCAGUAUUCACCAAUGGCAUCUCAUUGGGCAGUAGAGAAAGUUCUUUUAGUGAUGAAUUAUCAAGUACUGUGGAGAGAGGACGUAUGUAUGCAACACUCGGUCCAAACUGGCGAGUUCCAGUUUGUAACUCUCCUAGAAGUAGACGUUAUGUUUACAGCACCCCUGGAGCAGCAUCAAGCUAUGAGUGCAGUUCUCUGAGCAGUAUAACCAUUGAAGGGCCUCUACGAAGGAAGACACUGAUGAAGGAGGGUAAAAAACCCACACUCUCAUCGUGGAAGCGGUACUGGAUUGUCCUUUCUGGCCCAGUUCUUAUCUAUUUUGGUUCUAAAGCUCUAAGAGCAAAUGAGCGAAGACAUUACAAAUCCAGGCCAUGUAAAAAGAUCACACUCACAGGAUGGAUGGUGGCGCUGCCUGACAACCCUGAACACCCAAACAUAUUCCAGCUCACUGAUCCUGAAAGAGGUAAUGUUUACAAGUUCCAGACUGGAUCUCGUUUCUCUGCGAUUAUCUGGCACAAACAUCUUGCUGAGGCUUGCAGGAGUACAAGACCACAGAUACCAGCAAACCUCAUGUCAUUUGAAUAGCUGCUUCGAGGAACAUGGAAAACAAAGCAGUGGAAUUUAAGAAGAUGAAGUGAAAACCUAUAGAUCAAAAAGACAUUACGGUAGAGUUUUUUCUCUUUUGGCUAUACAUAGCUAAAAGGGGACAGCAUUUUGUGACUUUGUAGGAAGAAAUAAACUUGGUUUUAUGCACUUCUACAUAUCCCUCCCUUUGUGCAGAUCAACAUUAUAUACCUGGAAAUGGAAAAUAUGUUGUGGCAGCUGUAUGAGUAAAAGGUCAUGAACUCUGUCAAAUACUGGAGACACAGCUGUGUCCAGAGAAGAUGAUUUUGUGUCUUGAAUUAAAGAGAUAGUCACCCAAAAAUGAAAAUUCUAUCAUAAUUGACACUCUCGUGGCAUUCCAGAUGUGUAUGAGUUCUUCAGCUGCACAAAAACAAACAUUUUUAGAAACAUAUCUCAGCUUUGUAGGUCCUCAAAAUGCAAGUGAAUGGUGACCAGAGCUUUGAAGCUCAAAAAUUACAUAAAGGAAGCAUAACAUUAAUCCAUAUGACUUCAGUGGCUAAAUCCAUAUAUUCAGAAGAGAUAUGAUAAGUUUAGGUGAGAAAGAUAUCAAUAUUUAAGUCAUGUAUUACUGUCAAUCUCCACUUUCACUUUCUUCUUUUGUUUUUGGCGAUUCACAGUCUUUGUGCAUGUUGCCACCUACUGGGCAGGGAGGAGAAUCUAUAGUAAAAAUUUACUUAAAUAUCGAUCUGUUUCCCCUGCCUUUCGCCCAAUGUUAGCUGUGAUAGGCUCCAGCCCCCCGCGACCCUGUACACAGGAUAAGCGGUUGACGAUGGAUGGAUGGAUGGAUGGAUCGAUCUGUUUCUCACCCACAAAUAUCAUAUCACUUAUGAAGCUAUGGAUUUAAUCACUGGAGUCUUUUGAAUUACUUUUAUUCUGCCUUUAUGUGCAUUUUGGAGUUUAAAAAUGUUGGCACCCAUUCACUUUGAUUGUGUGGGCCUACAGAGCUGAUAUAUUAUUUCUUAAAAUCUUUGUUUGUGUUCUGCAAAAAAAUAAAGUCAUACACAUCUGUGAUGGCAUGAGGGUGAGUAAUUUGUGAGAGAAUGUUCUUUUUUGGGUGAACUAUCCCUUUAAGUUUUGCCUAACAAACCUAAAGCUUUGUGAAAUAUGGUGUAAAAUAUUUGUAUAAAAUAUAAUUGUCUUAUUGAUGUUUCCAUGUGAUUAAGUGCCAAAAUUAUGACUUUUUUAUUGUUAACACUCUUAAAAUUAUGUUAAAUUAAUGUUAGAUGUUAGAGAAAAAGUGGAAUCCAGUCUACACCUGCAUAACAUGCAUGGCCACACAUAAUCUGUAUCCUAAUAACCUAAAGUUAUAAUAAGAAAGACCUUAUGAGAAGAAUAUAUAUAUAUAUAUAUAUAUAUAUAUAUAUAUAUAUAUAUAUAU
Molecule: messenger RNA, 3606 nt
Organism: Xyrauchen texanus (razorback sucker)
Lineage: Eukaryota; Metazoa; Chordata; Actinopteri; Cypriniformes; Catostomidae
Gene: ralgps1
Product: Ral GEF with PH domain and SH3 binding motif 1
Exons: 21
Coding region: 444-2189 (581 amino acids)
Biological process (GO): positive regulation of GTPase activity; Ras protein signal transduction
Cellular component (GO): plasma membrane
Molecular function (GO): guanyl-nucleotide exchange factor activity
Source: RefSeq, a predicted model, not a curated record